GACACUCUGGUCAUCAUCGUCACAAUCCAAGUUGUCUCGUGCAAAGGACAAGGUCACCACUGCUAUUACAUCGCUUGGUACUCUCAACCGCGCCCGCAAUCCUCCGCCCAUGACAUUAUGGCCUAUUCCAGAUCGCAGCCAGCGCCUCGAAAAAAGCACUCAAUGCUUCUUCGUUGAUUUCCACACCUGACAUUGUCGCUCAAUUGAGCAGAUUUGGAGGACACCGCGACAUGGGCAAAAUUCAGUCAAUUCUACACACCGCUGUCAUCGUGGCAUUACUAGCCUCAACGAACGCCUCACUCAUCAAUGAACAUAACUCCAUCGGUACCGAGACGUCCGUCUCUUUACGUCCGAAUGAGCAUGUCUCGUUCUUCGGAGGCACCUAUGUAGGCCUUAUUCAGAGACGUACCACGACGAUCAGUCUACUUGAGAGUAAAUUCGGAGAGUUCACGAGCGCGUAUAAUCAGUAUAUCCACUCGGAGGACGGGAUGAGAGAAGUACGAGAAACCUUCAAUCACCUCGAGAAGGUCCCGAAUUUGGCAGAUUUUCCCACGGAAGCUGGACACGAGGAUAAGCCAUAUCGAAACUCGGUCGGCAUCUCAAAUCUCGGAGUACUCAAGUCUAUCAAUGACCUCGAAGAAGUUUGGUCCUGCCAUACGUGCACGCCUUGGGGCAACGCCCUCAAUGUGGACGUGGUCAGUCUAGACGGGAGGAUCAGGGCCAUUGUGGCACGUUCAGCCAUCGAUCACCCACCGGUUGAUUGCUUUAUGACGGCGCUUAAAUUUGCUGUCAGGAGGUUCGCUGAAAAUAUGGAUGGCGCAGCAAUGGGAAAGUUACAAGACGACUUGCUACGCGAUGUUGUAGAUGACAUUCGUGAUAAAUUGAGACACCGUUAGGGGUUUCUCUGAUAGAGUACCCCAAUCAAGUCAUUCGCUAGCUCUCUCCUUGAAUCGUGUAACCUCUUUUGAUACCUGUAAGAAGGCACAGUGAUUUCCGCAGCCGGACCCUAUAUCUCGGGAGACGGCAAAACAGGGCAUCUCCACGGCGCUAUCGCCGAAUUGAAAAUGACUGUGCCUUUCGACAGAUCAGAUUUGGAGAUGUCUUGACCACUGGAGCUCCAAGUAUCCUCUGAUUGCUAGUCCUCGCCAGAAAAGGCUCAUAUACCGGUGAGAGAAACUUGAGAACGUACAAGAUUGUAAGCACGCCAUGUUUCUUACUGUUCUCAUUAUAUCUAACCCUUUGCU
Molecule: messenger RNA, 1244 nt
Organism: Aureobasidium subglaciale EXF-2481
Lineage: Eukaryota; Fungi; Ascomycota; Dothideomycetes; Dothideales; Saccotheciaceae
Exons: 1
Coding region: 231-896 (221 amino acids)
Source: RefSeq, a predicted model, not a curated record